Molecule: messenger RNA, 2720 nt
Organism: Leptonychotes weddellii (Weddell seal)
Lineage: Eukaryota; Metazoa; Chordata; Mammalia; Carnivora; Phocidae
Source: RefSeq, a predicted model, not a curated record
CAGGGAGGGGAGGUGCGGAAGGGGAGAAAGAUUUUCAGGUGUCGCUCUUAGUUACUCGUUUUAGUGUCUGUACCGCUUUUAGUUGCUAGGUGAGUGUUCCGGAGGCCGGCCGUGACAGGAUCUGAUCCACUGAUGAAGCGGGGCUGAGCAGUGCUGCUGGUGUGUGAACCUGCUUUGAAAACUUGGUUACUGAGGCUUCUCUCCUGGAGAGAUCUGAAUACAGUAUUAAAGAUACCGCUGAAAAAAGAGCUUCUUAAAUUAUAUUUUUGCAGGUUUUAUUCAGGAACACUGUGCCUGUCACUCAACGUAAUUUCAACUUUCCGGCUAAAUGACUUUUGUGCCAGUGAUACCGGAGUCCUACAGCCAUGUUCUUGCAGAGUUUGAGUCUCUGGAUCCAUUACUUUCAGCCCUGAGGCUGGACUCCAGUCGUCUAAAGUGCACGAGCAUAGCUGUGUCUCGGAAAUGGUUGGCUUUGGGCAGUUCAGGAGGAGGACUCAAUCUCAUUCAGAAAGAAGGCUGGAAGCACAGGCUUUUUCUUUCACACAGGGAAGGUGCAAUUUCUCAGGUUGCCUGUUGUUUACAUGAUGAUGAUUAUGUUGCUGUAGCUACCAGUCAAGGUCUUGUAGUUGUUUGGGAAUUAAAUCAGGAACGUCGUGGGAAACCAGAACGAAUUUAUGUGUCUUCAGAGCAUAAAGGCCGAAAAGUUACAGCUCUCUGUUGGGACACAGCUAUUCUUAGAGUUUUUGUAGGUGAUCAUAUGGGGAAAGUUUCUGCCAUCAAACUUAACACUUCUAAACAAGCAAAGGCAGCUGCUGCCUUUGUGAUGUUUCCUGUUCAGACAGUAACAACAGUUGACUCCUGUGUUGUGCAGUUAGAUUAUUUGGAUGGAAGACUACUUAUAUCUUCACUUACUCGAUCCUUCUUGUGUGACACUGAGAGAGAAAAAUUUUGGAGAAUCGGAAGCAAGGAAAGAGAUGGAGAAUACGGAGCUUGUUUCUUCCCUGGAAGAUGUUCCUCAGGCCAGCAACCCCUAAUAUAUUGUGCUCGCCCUGGCUCCAGGAUGUGGGAAGUGAACUUUGAUGGGGAAGUUAUAAGUACACAUCAGUUUAAGAAACUCCUCUCGUCACCACCUCUCCCUGUGAUUACUCUAAGAUCAGAUCCUCAGUAUGAUCAUACAGUUGGAUCCUCCCAAUCUUUGUCUUUCCCCAGACUCUUGCAUGUUAGCGAGCACUGUGUGCUGACUUGGACAGAAAGAGGAAUUUAUAUUUUCAUUCCUCAGAAUGUUCAAGUUCUUCUUUGGAGUGAAGUCAAAGAUAUUCAGGAUGUGGCUGUCUGCAAGAAUGAGCUGUUCUGUUUGCACCUAAACGGGAAAGUCUCACAUCUUUCUCUGUUGUCUGUGGAACGCUGUGUGGAACGCCUGCUGAGGAGAGGCCUGUGGAACCUGGCUGCUCGCACUUGCUGUCUUUUCCAAAACUCUAUUAUCGCCAGCAGAGGAAGAAAAUCUUUGACUGUGGAUAAAUUGGAGCAUUUGAAGUCUCAGCUAGACGUUACAACCUAUAAUGAUCUAAUUACUCAACUGGAAGAAUUGAUCUUAAAAUUUGAACCUUUGGAUUCAGCUUGCAGCAGUAGAAGAAGCUCCAUUUCGUCACAUGAAAGUUUCAGCAUCUUGGACUCUGGUAUUUAUCGGAUCAUUAGUAAUAGAAGAGGCAGUCAGUCAGAUGAAGACUCUUGUUCCCUUCAUAGUCAGACCCUCUCAGAAGAUGAGAGACUCAAAGAAUUUGCCUCACCUCAAGAAGAGGACCAACCAGAUCAGUGUUGGAGCUCACACGGAAAUGAAGACAGAGGUUCUCAUGUUCCUGUGACAUUUGAGACAGAUAAAAAUGAAACUUUUCUCCCCUUCGGCAUCCCGCUAUCAUUUCGUUCUCCAUCUCCUCUUGUGUCUCUUCAGGCUGUCAAGGAAAGUGUUUCUAGCUUUGUGCGUAAAACCACUGAGAAGAUUGGCACCCUUCAUACAAGCCCUGAUCUGAAAAUAAGACCAGAACCCAGGGGUGAUGAGCAGUUCUGUGAAGACGAGAUGAGUCCAGUCACCUGCCCGAAGGAACAAGACACUGAGGGCAAAAGAGAAGUAAUUAGUCAACCUCCAGAAGAAGACAAGCUCCAAGAGCUCAAAGAAGCGACAGCAGAAGCAAUGACCAAGCUACAGAACCCACUGGUUUUGUUUGAACCCACAUCUCUGAGAAUGGUCUUACAGGAGUGGCUUUCACAGUUAGAAAAAACGUUUGCCGUGAAGGACUUUUCAGGUAUUUCAGAUACUGGCAACUCAUCCACGACAUCAAACCAGGAUGUGCUAUUGUUUGACCAGUCAAAAAAGGAAAUACUAGAUGAAGAUAAUGAAAAAAGAGAGUCUUUAGGCAAUGAAGAACCUGUUGAUCCAACAGCAUGUGAACCUACAAAUAGUCUGAGGGAGCCCCUGGAUGACAUUUUCCAAGUGUGUUCUCCGUGCAGCAUAGCUAACAGUCUUCAGAAGGACGUGGCUGAAUUGACAACGUUGUGUUUGGAAUUGAAUGUAUUGAAUUCUGAGACCAAAAGCACAAGUGGACAUGUGGACCACACUUUGCAACAGUACUCUCCUGAAAUUCUGGCUUGCCAGUUCAUAAAGAAGUACUUUUUUCUCUUGGACUUGAAAAGAGCAAAGGAGAGUAUCAAGCUUGGUUACGCUA